Molecule: messenger RNA, 3900 nt
Organism: Anarrhichthys ocellatus (wolf-eel)
Lineage: Eukaryota; Metazoa; Chordata; Actinopteri; Perciformes; Anarhichadidae
Exons: 7
Coding region: 153-3284 (1043 amino acids)
Biological process (GO): regulation of transcription by RNA polymerase II
Cellular component (GO): nucleus
Molecular function (GO): DNA-binding transcription factor activity, RNA polymerase II-specific; RNA polymerase II transcription regulatory region sequence-specific DNA binding
Source: RefSeq, a predicted model, not a curated record
UUAAGAAAGGCUUCAUCUGUUCGUACUGCGGUAAAUGUUUUCAGCGUGCCGGGCACUUGGAGAGGCAUAAAAGGAUUCAUACCGGUGAGAAACCGUAUCGCUGCGAGAUAUGUGGGAGACAGUUCAAUCAGAAGUGCAGCCUGAAGGAGCACAUGAAGAUUCAUGGAAGAUGUAUUCAGCCCAAACCCCUUGAGAUGGAAGUAGGCGAACAGAAGCAUAUUCUUCAGCCCAAACCCCUUGAGAUGGAACAGAAGCACAUCCCCGAGGUGAAUCCACGUACGGAUGCUCUUCGCCCUGAGGAAGAGAGCCAGGUGAAGGCUGUGGACGAUCUACCUAAGAAUGAGGACAUCCUCUCAGCACCCGUACACGUGAAGUGUGAGCCUGCAGAGGAGAACAUAGCACCGCCGCUGUUUCUUGGAGGAGACGAGCAGACAAGGGAAGGAGGUGACGACCUGAGUGAGAACUUAGCAGCGUUUGCGAGGGACAGCCACCAGUGGAUGUCCAGGUUGCAAGCUCAAAGCAACACGGAGCUCGGCGAUGCGGAGUAUCUCGGCAGCUCGGCUCAGAGCGUGGCGUCCUUCCCGGGGAUGGCUCAGUUACUUCCGCCAGCAGUCGAAGCUUCUUGUAGCACAUUCUCCUUUCCGGGGAAACCGUAUGGGGAACUCAACAACGGCAUGGUCUCCCACACGCCUUACGGCUCCUCAGACACUCUCAUGAUACCGAGUGAAGCAGGUUUGCACGGUGCGGCUGGAACCUCGCUGGAUCACCUCCUGCAGAGAGGGAGCAGGUCUUUUCAGGUGAUCAAACCCAAGAAGUGCUUCGUCUGCUCGUACUGCGGGAAGGUGUUCGAGCGCGUCGGCCACCUUGAGAGACAUUUACGCAUUCACACCGGGGAGAAGCCGUACGGUUGCCAUAUCUGCGGGAGGUGCUUCAAUCAGAAGAGUAGCCUCAAGAGCCACAUGAAGACGCACAGAAUUGGUGAGAACACGGAGGUGCUGGAAGCACAUCACCCGAUGUUUGCAAUGCCCGAAAAUCAAUCGCCGAAGAACCUGGCAGAACCCAAGACCGGGCUGGCGGCUUCAGAGGAGCAGUUGCUGGGCAGCGCAUACGGCGAGGCAGCUGGUGAGCAAACAGUGAUGGUGAAGCUGGAGCCAAACGGGGAGGACUUCCACACUCUGAGUCGAGCAGGGGCCGAGAACGGCACAGACCACAGUCAACUGUGGGCACCUGGGAUAGAGAAGAGCAGCGACACUGAACAAACCAUCCGUGUAAUGUUACGCGACGUCAAGUAUCACCUCAGUCCUGCUACCGGAGCGGCCAAUGAGCAGCCGGGAUACACGUCGCCCAUAAGAGACAUGUCUUUUCUGAACGACAAAGAAGAGGAAGAAAUGACGCAAGCUGAUCAGUAUUCAGCGAUGGGUGUGCAUUCCAGACGCCCUGACGGGACUCUUGAGCAGCAAGAUCAACACGUUACACAAGAGCUGUCAGUGAAUGAGUACGCAGCCGUUAGUGCCAGGACUCACGGGGGAGGAGGGUUUGAAUUUAAUAUGGCCGCCUCAGGCAACCGUGCGGUUAACUGUGACACAGAGGACGCCACCGGGCAAAAUUGCUUUAUAUGCUCAACUUGCGGUCAGAGCUUUGAUAGCUUCAGUUCAUUCCAGAGGCACCAGUGUAAAAAUGUCACGGAGCAAUCCUUCAGCUGUGAGGUAUGCGGGAAGAUGUUUAACCAGAUUAGCUUCCUGAAAUUACACCUUAAACUGCAUGUAGAGUUCCGUCGGUUGUUUUCGCAUUUUUUUUUAAUCAAAACCGUCGCGUGGAGGGAUUUAUUUGUUAUUCUCAGCCCUCGCGUAUUUGCACGAGUCAACAUGGCGACGUGCAUUCCCUUUCAAACCCAGUUGUCCUCGAUCAUGGAGGUUUUGGUGAAAGCGGCAGUGGCAGAGAUAUCCAAACUAGUCGAUGACAAAUGUGCGUUUUUGCAUCUAGAAAUCUCUCGAAAGCAAAGCGAGAACGAUACCCUGAAGAGGAAAUUACUGAUGACGGAGAACAAAACCGCUCAGCUGCAGCGCGGGUUUGAAAACUAUAUGGACCGAGGAACUGAUGUGGGGAGCUGUCCGCAUCCCACUGGAGAUAUUAAGUUCCCCGAUAUUGACGACUCAACGGUUUCGUUCACAAUUAAAGAGGAAAGUCCAGAUGAGAUGCUGUGGGUCAGUGAAUCUGCUGGACCGAUUGGUUCUGCUGUUCGAUACCGUCAUCCAGCAAACCCAGCUAACGCUCCGGAGAGCCGGCAGCUUGAAGAGGACCGUCGGUUAAACCGCUCGGAGACCGCCGCUAGAAAAGCAUCGGAGUUCGGUGACUUGUAUAACGCUGGUCAGCAUGCAGGAGACACCGGCGGCCUUCAGUUCACUGUCAAGACGGAGAAGGAGGAGGACCGGUCGGGAUUCAGUCAGGAUGGGUGCCUGCACGGCGCAGAGAAGCAGACUCAACUUGCUGCUGACUUUUCCAUGGAUGAAAGAGAGAAUCAGCUCUGGUCGUCCAUAAUCGAAGGUAACGACAUCGAUGCCGGUUUCCCUGACUUUUCUAGCGUGGUGGAGGAGUAUUCCAGCACAUUUCCGGACCAUUCCGAUGUUCACGUGGUGUCUAACGCUACCAAGUCUGCCGGCGUCCAGCAGCUGUCCUCUCAGAGGCCGUGUAACGGGAUCUACAACAGCGACGUUCCGCAGUCGUCCAGCUUUCAACCCAGACCUAAGGGUAGCCAGUCGCAGCAAGACCGGCCGAAGAAGCAGGUUUACCCGCAGAGAACCGCCUCACAAGUCGCACAUCCGAAGCAGCCGGACGAAAACACCGAGAGGGAGACCGCAGCCGGAGACAGACCGGCCGUAAGUCACUCGCACAACACUUUCACGGCGGGCGGCUUCCACCCCCACAAACCUCCCCCUGGCACGGCGCGGGGCUACUCCUGCUCCCUCUGCGGCAGGAUGUUCAGCCGCCUGCACCAGUUCAAGCUGCACCAGCAGAGCCACAAGAGAAAGCGGGCGUUCUGGUGCACGGUGUGCGGGAAGGGCUUCCAGUGUUCGUCCCACCUCAGCAUACACCACCGGACGCACACGGGCGAGAAGCCGUACGGUUGCGGACAGUGCGGGAAGAGGUUCACGCAGCAGAGCAGCCUGAGGGUCCACCAGCGGACGCACAGCGGCGAGCGGCCCUACAGCUGCUCGCUGUGCGGGAAAACCUUCAUCCUGAUGCACCAUUUGAAACGGCACAGAAUCAUCCACACGUACAGCUGAGGUGGAGACGUCCACGGGGACGUUGCUCAGGUGAAAACACAGAAAAUGACCCUCAAAACCAAACCGAAAACAUGGUUGGGAUUUUCAACCUCGUGUUAUUUCUCACGGACUUUGUAUAUUAAUGCAUAUUCCACUAUGCAAAAUCCAUCUGGGCGGAUUUUAAGAUGCUUGCUUCAUUUUUAAAUACCUAUAAUUAUUAAAACGUCAAACUGGAUUGCAACCGCAAACAGAAUUCACGCUGUAUUUUUUUCACACCGUCAAAGCUAGAAAUCCCAAAAAAAAAAACAAGGUCCAAAAUGUCUUUUUAAAGAGAAAUCCUGCAUAUUUCCUCUCAAAGUUCCCUGCAUACUGAUCUUCAGUUUGUUUUAGCCUUACUUCAUCUCAGCGCUGUAGAAGCACAAGCUGCUCACGAUCCACAUUAACUCUGCUUUGGCGGUCACGAGAGCGCUUUCCACUCGGAGCCAGUGAAGCACCGCUCAUGGUUUAUGUUUUGAUUGUCAACAUUGGUAAAAAAGCUGCGUGACUGUUGUUCCACGUUGAAUUCUUCCAUUAAACAUAUCUCCGAAAUCCUUUUUGCCAUUUUAUUAUCAUUUAUAUUAAAGGAUCGUUUAAAUCA